This is a messenger RNA of Zonotrichia leucophrys gambelii, 5315 nucleotides long. RefSeq names its product KIAA0408 ortholog. NCBI's taxonomy places the organism in Eukaryota, Metazoa, Chordata, Aves, Passeriformes, Passerellidae. Bases 482 to 2584 code for a protein of 700 amino acids. The record is from RefSeq and is a predicted model, not a curated record. The transcript has 8 exons.
UUCAUCAUUUACUGUUCAUUGUAGUGUUAUUUUCAGUUUGUUUAUUUUGUCCACCCUCCAAGAUAAGAACUGCAAGAGACAUAGUUUCUGUAAUAGCCACUGCUGUAAAAACACUGAAGACUACUUGUUUGCCAAAACCAAAGCCAAACCAAAAGAACUGCAAAAAAACAUACCAAAAAGUCACCCAGUUGAAUAGGAAACCUGCUCACCGUAGUAUUCCAGAUCAAGAUUCACAGAACAGGAUCCCUGCUAGCUGUGUGUUUCACUGCUUUCUCUGCUGCCUGGAAAUGGACUGAAAAACUCCUAAAGGAUCUCUUAUUCCAUGAAAGAAUUUAUGUCAAGAGGAAAUCAGAGAAGCCUAAGAAACAAUACUCGCCUUUUGUGGAUCUUAGAGCUACAAGUGACCAUCUGUAACUUCUGAAACAUUCAGGAAAGAAAGAAAAAAAGGAGAGCUGUCUUUGCUGUUGCACAGACUUUAGUCAUGGACCUGCAUGAACAACUGGAGAAUACUGAGAGGAACUGGAAUAAAGAAAAAAUGGAAUUGCUGGAGAGAUUUGACAAUGAAAGGAAAGAAUGGGAAUGUCAAUGGAAGCUCAUGCAGAAGAAAAUAGAAGAGCUUUACCAGGAGGUAAAACUUAGAAGGGAGAGCAAUAUGACCGUCCAUGAUAGCAAGGCCAUUCAGAGCAAGAUGCUGCAGCUGUCCAUGCAUUGCCCUACUUUGCAAGAGAGUGACACAGCAGAGCUGAACCAUCAACACAAUGUGGCAAAGGACAGAAUGGAGAAAGGGAGCCUGCUUGGUGUAACAGGACACGAAUGGAAGGAGCCCAGAAACAAGAGCAGAAACAAUAUUCUGUUAGUGGACAAUCUGGCCUUUGAGAACCACGAAGAACCUGAAGACAGCCUCACCAUUAAAACCUCUGAGCAGAAUACAAAGAAUUAUAUUGGUGAUCUCAAUGUAGCUCUUAAAGAACUUGCCAGAGUCAGUGAAGAAUUAUGCAGCUAUCAAGAGGAAAUUCGAAAGAAGUCCAAUCACAGAAGAAUGAAGUCACUUCCUUUCCUGGGGGAAUUUGAGGAAACCCAAAAGACAGUUAUCCUGCCUGAGAUGAACCAUGUGUCCAGCAAUGAAUCACAGACUUCGGUUGCUUUUGAAACAGAGGAACAUAAUAAUAGGAAGAAUCUGAUGAGCUCCACCGGGGCUUUGAAGGACAUUUCUUAUGGUAGUUUUACUGGUGACAUAGGAACAGAUUUCAGACCUUGGCAGAAGAAAGAAGCUCCACCAGUUCCUCCACGGAGCACUUCUCGGCACCUAACAAACUCACUUUCUGCAGUCAUACAGCUUUCAGAAGCACCCAUAAGAGAUCCAGGCAUCAAAAGCAAUUGCAAGGCUCAGGAUUGUUGGAAUGGGGGGAAGCUGAGGAAUCCUUCACCUGUAAACAAAAAUAAAUCUGCAGUAGCCUGUGCAAAUAAAGGGCAGGCUGUGAAAGUCCCUGUAAUGGUAACUGCUGCAAUACCUGUAACCAAAAAUGAGUGCAAUGUUCCAACAAAUUUCUGCCACAACACAUGGGCAUAUGAUAUGGGCAAGCUUGGAAAAGACAAUAAAAAUGAGCCUUCCCCACUGUCAGCCCAAAAGAGCUGUUCAGAUGGAAAUAUGGCCCAAAGCAACAAGAUGCAUCAGAAACAAAACACAAAGUCUCACAGCAGCCCUUUUUACAGCAAUGACUUUUAUGCCCCUGCUACCUCACACAAUGAUCUUUUGGAAGACACCAGGUAUCCUUUAGGAAAGACUCAAAGAAAUGAAACGCUAGCAGCAAAGAUUGAUGAGUUUAAUCGCACUGUAUUUCACACAGAUAAACGUAACAAUGCUCUGCAGGAAAAUCAGGUGCCUCAAACAUCCUCAGAAGAUCACAAACCCUGCGAUCCACCGUGUGACUCUGCUGCUAGCAGGGCAGAAACUGUAAAUACGCCUUGUGUUUCAAAUCCCAAGCUCUCUGCAGCAAAGGAGCAAGAAACUAACAACACCAGCAAAGCUGUCAGGACAGCAGGGCAGCAAAAACACAUGAAUGGACUUCCAAGUACCAGUGGUUAUAGGCACAUGCUUCACGAGCAUGACUGGAGACCAAGUAAUUUAUCCGGCCGCCCGCGCUCAGCUGACUCAAGGUCCAACUAUGGUGUUGUUGAAAAGCUUUUGAAAACCUAUGAAAAAUCAACUGUGACUUCUCCGUGUAAUGCAAAAUGCUGCAAAGAUAAGAGGACACAGGCAAAUUCUGAAUUCACCAAUGGGGGUUGCGAGGCACUGAGUCAGUAUUUAGAAAUGCUCCAGAUUGAGCAAGAAAAACAAGACUUUCCGAGGAAUUCAGCCAGGCAUAUUGGGCAGCAACUCAAGCAAGGAAAAGAGAGGCAGAAGUUACCAGAGAUAUGUGUGCCAGUGAAAUGUUCCAGUGAGAAGGGCUUCUCCCGUCCCGCUCGGCCGGCAAAUCGACGCCUACCUUCCAGAUGGGCAUCCAGAUCCCCAUCAGCACCACCUGCUGUGAGAAGAACAGUGUACAACUCUGUCUCCUUUCGGUCAGAGACCUCAGUAGUCUGAACCCAGAGCUGGGUUGGAUGGUGUUGUGAAAGCUCUCUGCCUCACUAUGACUGUGUUUGGUAUGUGUCGUAGCAACCAGCUCCACACUGUUGUGUUUUGUCCAAGAGUGACCCCCACCACAUGCUGGACAAAGCAUUCUGAAUCUUAGGUCAUCAUCACCAUGGUCUUCAGUGUUUUUAUUGAGAUGAAAUAGAGAUAUCCCUGGUUUUCUCUGGUUUUGGGGUUUUUUUUUAAUAGUUCACAAGGAAUUUCUUUUGAAUGGCAUCUUUCUUAAUUUGUUGAUCAAUUUUGAGUUGAAACAAUGUAUAGUGCUGUAUAUUCUGACUUUUCUGCAAACAGCAGAACGUAAAGCUGUAUGCAUGAUCAUGUGUUUGUAGGUGCAUGUGUUGGACUAGGAAGUAUACUGGCCUGUAUUUAGAAGAGACAAACUGUGCUAGUGUUGACAUUGAAAUUACAACCUAUAUGCCUACAUAUAUAUAUAUAAAUAUACUUUGUGUUUAUUUUAAAAAGUUUGAAAUAUACAGUCCCAAUGACAUUUAUAUUUUAUAUAUCUUUUACAUAGGUUCACAGGUGUAGUAUUUAAUGUAAAAAAACUAAAUAUGCAUUUUUUGUGACUGAUCGCAGUGAUAAUGCCUUGCACAAUAUGUAUCUGAAGCAGACUAGCUUGACUGAUUUGUCAGUCAUGCUUCAUGGCAUCCUCGUUCAGUUUCCUAACCCUAAUGCUAGGUCAAAAUUCCUAAACGUAUUUUUUCUGAAUUAAAAUACUAUAUGAUUUGUAAUACAUUAGCCUUUUUCAGCACCAGAGACAUUUCUGAAAUGUUCCAAACCCUUUACAAAGCUUAUAUGUGCCAUUAUAUAUAUAGCAUACUGUAAACACUUUGGUAGAUUCAGCUACUCUAACAUACAAUUUAUGAAGGGAAGAAAAGAGUUGUAUAUGCUCAAUUCUGUAAAGCUUAUUUUUCCUUCUAGCAUUAUACUUUGAGGUUUGGCAAAGUCAGAUAUCAAUGGACUUGUUUACUUUCACUCAAGGCAGGAGAACAAGCACCACUGCUCCCAGUGCUGUAGCCACUCUCCUUUUUUACUCUUCUCCUAGACUAGAGUGCCUGAGCCACUUGCUCAUUCCCUGCUCCUGGACUGACUCGUGGAAGUCAGUUAUGAAGUUUACUUGCACUCUGGCAACAAGCUGCAUCUAAUAGGGAAAUAUUGCAUCCAGAUAUGAUCACGAUGGUGCCCGAAAUCCUGACACAUGGCAUUGCGACUCUGGUGUUGCCACCACUCGACUUGGUAUUGUUUGCCAUCUGAAUGACAUGCACAGAGCCUGGCUUGUUCCUUCUCACAGAGUGAAAGAGGUAUGGAUGCUGUCCAGGCUCUGAACUUCCAGAAAGACAGUGUCCUUCAUCCUGGAAUUUUUGCACCUUUCGUUAGGCUGUUGCUGGGUACACAGUGCAGUUAUGAUGAUAAAUGUUACCUUUAAACAGCAUGUCUAGGUCAGAAGGAGUAAAAAGGCACUUCUUCAACAUCAGCCUGAUUUUGUCUGGCAACUUUUCUUCUUCUUCUGGAGAAACAUAGUGUGUUCAAAGAAAUUUCAAAAAUCAUCCCGGGAUCCAUUAAUGUGCACAUCUUCUUAUGUGAAUGUAAAAAGGAUUUCAGAGAGAGUAUAGGCUUUUGUCCUAGUGAAUUGUAUAUGUGGCAAUAUAGGGAAAAUUUAAUGUGCUUAAUUUGUAGUGAUCUGUUGAUCUAUUCCAGUCAUGUUGAGAAUUCACACUUUUUUCCUUCCUUUAAGGACCUUAUUCUUCUUUCCUCUGCACAACUUUGUUUUUGAAAAGAGAAAAAACAGAAGGCCCUGUGUUCUGAGCAAUAGGCUGUGUGGUAGUAUUGGUAGCAGUUCAGGCUUGCGAAUAUUGGAGUGAGCAGGCAUUAGAGCCAUAAAUCCCAAUUUAUCAUGCCAUUGUGGCUGUCUGUUUGGCUAAAAAUACACUCAGAAUAAUUUGCUCUAUCUAAACUUCUGGUCCUUUCUAGGUCUGUCCCACAAUACAUGAAGAUUUCAAGCAAAUCAGGAAUUCAUCAAAACUUACUCAGACAUUAUUGCAAAGUUAUUGCUGGAAAAGAUACAAGGACAGAAAAUCUUGAAGAAAAUUCAUACAGUUUAGACAGAGACAAAAAUCUGUGUGCUCAAGGGAAAAAUCAAGGGUUCUAUAAAUUUGACUGCCCUAAUUUCGAAAUUUCUCUCCAUUAGCUUCCUAGCACUAGAAAAGUUAGACAUGAUUCAUGGUAAAUUUGGAAAAUGGUUUAAUAUUCUGUCUAACUAUGGAAAUUAACAAACCAAGAUACCUUGCAAAUUGACCUUUUAAAUGCCUAAACAGCUGACCAGCUUUGAAUGCCUAAUGCUGGGGAAAGGGUAAUAUGAGAGAAUUGUAAAAAAAUGUGGUUCUUAACUUCAGUCACUGUUGACUGCAAAAACACUUGUUUAAACUACCUUUAUGGUGAAGUUAAGCAGUUUUGUUCUGAGAAAUUGUGAUGCACUUUUGUUUGAAGUAUGUAAAUCCAAAAGCAUUUCCCUUGAUUAGUCAGUGAAGGUGUUUCUUUAGUUCCCUUCAGUUUCUUUGGUUGACUUUUACAUAGACCACAUUGUUGAAUCACAGAGAAAGGAUCAAAUACCAACAACAUUCCCUGAUGUAUGUAAGUUAAAUGAACAGAAGGUUUUUGAAAUAAACGAAUAGGUCAAGGAUGA